This is a messenger RNA of Numida meleagris (helmeted guineafowl), 2597 nucleotides long. RefSeq lists its product as uncharacterized. The transcript is spliced from 4 exons. Bases 41 to 862 code for a protein of 273 amino acids. The record is from RefSeq and is a predicted model, not a curated record. NCBI's taxonomy places the organism in Eukaryota, Metazoa, Chordata, Aves, Galliformes, Numididae. Gene Ontology annotation, biological process: canonical NF-kappaB signal transduction.
UUUUCUGUUAGAGAACUUUUUCAGUUGCAUCGAGAGGCCGAUGCUGAGCUGCGGCCGCCGGGACGGGGGCAGGAGGGCCCCCCACCACUGUGUGAUGGAAAUGGGUGAAGUGUUCCUCCAGCUGUGCCAAGAGGUGGCCAGGCUGCGGGAGCUGUGCUCCAGGCAGAGCGAGCUGCUGCAGAAGUUGAGCGCCAGGAAGGGCCCUGUCCUGGACAUCCCCACAUCGCUGCCCAUCCAGUGCACGGAGGAUGCUUGGGCAGAGGGAGGGGAGCAGCCAGCAGCCAGCCCCCAGGUGCACCCUGAGGCCUCGCAUGGCUCUGCCCACCCGCUGGCCCCACUGCACGCUGCCCACGUGCUGCCCGGCUCCGGUGGUUGGUUCCCAGUGUGCAGUGACCUCGAAGCUGGAAGAGCUGCCCUCCCCGGGGCUUUUGGCAGCAGCCAGGCGGGGAGGAAGGAGAAGAUGCUGGUAGACACAUGGCUGGAGGACUGUAGGAUGGCUCCUACCACAAAUAGCCCCGAGGAAGAAGUGAGACCUUGCUGCAGCCCACAGGAGUUUGCGGCACCAAGCAGUGAGGCUGCGGACUCCUUCCUGACUAUCCUGGAUCUCUACGAAGCCCCAGAAGCCCUUCGGGGGGAGGAUGCUCCCAGCGAGAGCGCUCUGCCUGCUGCAGACAAGGUGCCAGUGGAAAUCCGAGGACCCCUGAAGACCUCCUGGACGCCGGGCUGGGUGCUGGAGGACUCUGUGCUUGGACCGGGCGCAGCCGCGGCCGCUCAGACAUGUGACAUUUGCCAGGAGAUCUUCCCUGCGGACACCGCAGCUCAGGCUGACUAUUUAAAGCACGUCUUAACCCAUAUGAAGUAGAGCUUUAGGACUUCAUGCUCAGGAACCCACGUAUGUGCAACUGUGAGCAGCACAGUGGGUUCCGGACCUUUAGGAGGUGCGGCUGCUGGGUCAGACCAGGCUGCUGUCCCCUUCCGUGUAACCCGGGUUGGUUCCUGCUGCCCUGCCUUGGGCCCCAGUGAGGGUUCUAGGUGUGUUUCAUCUCAUUGAGCUUCGUGGAUAUCAAAACUGCUUCUGUGCUGAGCUCCAGAUGCAUGUAGGAGGUCUGGGGAACUGCAACUUAAUGGGAAAUGGACGUUUUCCCAAAAUUCUCCGUAACUGGAAAAUGUUGAUUUUUUUUUUUCCCUGAAUAGAGAAAAAUAUUUGAAAAGCUGCAUUGUUUUUUUUCCAAGAACACGAGUGAGAGGAUCACCACGUUUUGGUGGCACUAAAUGUGAAUUUGCCUUUGGAGAGGGCGUGAGCGCUGGGGCCGCAUGCACGAUGCCCCCCGCUCUGCUGUGGUGCAAAGCUCUGAUUCCAUCACUACGAGGGGCAGAACUGAGACCUCUCCUCGCUCCUCAUUAAAACCUCAUCAGCUCCAGCUCUUUAGCUCCUGGGAGUUUAAUUGGUCGCUAUCCAGGUGGGAAGAGGCUGCUCAGGGCCCAUAGGUGAGGGAUGGGCUGCUGGGUGUAGGGAAGGGUGGAGUGGCAAGGAGUUCCUGCAGUGCAGCAAUGAGGUGGGCACAUGGGGUGUUAUCCUGCCAUAUCCCUUCUAUUUGGGGUGCUAUCUGUGCUCUCAGAAUGAAGAUUGCACUCCUUCAUUAGCAGCAGAUGUGAUGUUGUUGUUCCAUAACGUUUUCUGUCAAUAGAUAUCCAUGUGCUUUGCAAAGGAGUUCACCUGGAAACAAAAGAGCAAAAUGCUGGUUAGCUCCAAAUCGUUUUGUUUUGCUUCCUUUGGAAAAACCUAAUCUCAGGCCUUUAUGUUCAACAUGUAGCUCUGAAGCAGAUCUGGCAUCGCAUCUUUGAGGCAACUUGCAUUUAAAUCAACGGCCGACGUCUCUGCUUCCAUGGAUGGAGAUUAAUUCCAGUCUCCAGCUCCAGAAUCUCAUCUUUAGCAGCACAGAUAAUAGCAAAGACUCGAGGCUCUUCCCAGAAGUGUAGCUGCAUUAUGAAGCUGCUGUGACCGCAGCGGAGCUGAUGACAAACAUCUGUGUGUCCCGAGGAACUCGUCCUUCAGAUGGGCAGGGACUGAUGUGCAUGGGGCAGAACCGGCUCCUGGCAAUUUGGGAUUUGCAGACUUGGGGUUUGCAGCCACUUCUCUGGGGACCUUUUUCCAGGAUGGAGCCCUCAGCUCUCUUGCUUAGAGCCACAGCUCUGGGCUCAGUUCCUUCCAUGCAGAUUCUGGAGCUGCUCCUUGGCCUCAGCACAAUUAGGACCUUGACUUGGUGGGGGUCAAAGUGGGAAUUCUUACAUCACAGUGCAGAACCCCCGUUGGCAUCUCCAACAGCUCCAAGCUGCCUCCUGUGGCUCUCCAAUUUAAUUAGGCAGUGGCAUCAUUGUAUAGUGUUUUGUGCUGUUCUGUAGGGCCUGGAAGAAAGUAUCUGUUCACAGCUUGCAGAAUUACUAGAAGCACCAGCUCUGACAGCGCUCUGCAUCAAGAAGGGCCGUAAAUUCAUUUGGCAUAAAAUUGUAACAGCUAUCCAGAAUUUGCCAGAAGGAAGAAAACCAACCCGGUUCCUCCUGCUCUGAGAGCAAGUCCAAUAAAUUUAAUUUAAAAA